GUCUCCCCCAAUCUUACCGCGCUACAUGUCGACCUUAUGGUUGACUGUAGCUGUCCUUCUGGUAUCUUUGCUCCCGCAUCUCUGGUAUCAGCGAAAGGGAAAACACCCCUACAGCUCCCUUCCCUUUCCUCCUGGUCCCAAGCGCCUCCCAUUCAUAGGUAAUCUGUUCAACCUACCCAGAGGCCACGAUGCGUCUGUAUAUCGGGAUUGGUCGAGAGAGUUCGGCUCUGAGAUCGUUCACCUCGACGUGAUUGGGAUGCAUGCUAUCGUCGUAAACUCAGCAAGGGCAGCACGUGAAAUCUUCGAGAAGAGGUCCUUGUUGUAUUCUGACAGACCUUCCUUUCUGGUACUAAAUAAGAUGCUCGGCUUUCGUUGGGCCCUGGGCUUCAUGCCAUACGGUCGGAAAUGGAGAAACGCGAGAAAGGCGUUCCACAGUUGCUUCAACUCGACUGCAUCUCUGCGCUACCAUCGCCUCGAACUACAAGCAUCACAAGAGCUCCUGCGUCGUCUUCUGGAUACUCCUCAAGCUUUUGUCGAACAUGUGCGACACAUGGCGGUAGAUCUCAUCCUUGAGAUCACGUACGGCUCCAACAUGAGAUCAAUGGGAGAUACGGGUGACGAUUAUGUUAUCAUCGCGGAGAAGACACUGGAUGCUAUGCUCAUUGGCAGCACACCGCACGCUGUCCUCCUCGAUUCGUUCCCAAUUUUGUCUAGGCUUCCAGCGUGGUUUCCGGGUGCAGGCAUCAAGCGAGAAGCGACUAGGUGGAGGCCAUUCGUCGAAGCUAUGAUGGACGUUCCGUAUCGCAAGAUGAAGGAGACAGUGAGAGAUGGCACAGCACCUCCCUCUGUAGCGUCAUCAAUGGCUUUCGAACUUGAAAGUAAAGGUGUCCCGGAAGAUAUAAUCAAGCAGACAACAGCAUCUAUGUAUCUUGGGGGGGUGGACACUACAGUCUCCGCUCUGUCAUCUUUCUUCCUGGCUAUGGUCCUGUAUCCAGAAGCUCAGGACAAAGCACAGAAAGAAAUCGAUACCGUCGUUGGCAACGAGCGAUUGCCUGAAUUUUCUGGCGAAGCCUCGUUACCGUACGUUGGGGCUCUUGUAAAGGAGGUUUUGCGAUGGCGCCCAGUUUUGCCCCUGGCAAUUCCUCAUCGUGCCUCAUCAGACGAUGAAUAUGAAGGAUACUACAUUCCCGCCGGGUCUCUCGUCAUCGGGAACACCUGGGCAAUUAUGCAUGACGAAAGCGUCUUCCCAGACCCAGACUGCUUCGAUCCUGGACACUUUCUAGGCGCGAACGACACUUCCCCUGACUUUGCGUUUGGCUUCGGCCGACGAGUAUGUCCGGGCCGAUUCAUGGCGUACUCGUUGCUGUGGGCGAUGAUAGCUUCCGUGCUCGCCACGUUCACCAUCAGCAAGGCCGUCGAUGAAGACGGGAAUGAGAUCGAAGUCUCCGACGACUAUACGGAGGGCAUGGCAACGUUUCCCCUUCCGUUUGAGUGUCGUAUUGAGCCCAGAUCAUUAGCGGCUGCGAGUCUCGUACGGUCGACCGUGCUCUAGAGACUAGGUAGUAGGGACAAGGAAAGUUCGUGAUGCUGGAUAGUCCUGUAGCUGUAGGCUCUGCAUAGCAACCCGUGCAGCUUCUACC
Messenger RNA from Heterobasidion irregulare TC 32-1, 1640 nucleotides. RefSeq names its product cytochrome P450 monooxygenase 16 (gene cyp16). The transcript has 12 exons. The coding region runs from base 26 to 1552 and encodes 508 amino acids. The record is from RefSeq and is a predicted model, not a curated record. Gene Ontology annotation, molecular function: monooxygenase activity; heme binding; iron ion binding. Lineage: Eukaryota; Fungi; Basidiomycota; Agaricomycetes; Russulales; Bondarzewiaceae.